This is a messenger RNA of Gavialis gangeticus (Gharial), 1241 nucleotides long. Its product is annotated as KIAA1191 ortholog. NCBI's taxonomy places the organism in Eukaryota, Metazoa, Chordata, Crocodylia, Gavialidae. Gene Ontology annotation, cellular component: cytoplasm. The coding region runs from base 54 to 992 and encodes 312 amino acids. The record is from RefSeq and is a predicted model, not a curated record. The transcript is spliced from 7 exons.
GUGACGCCGUGUCGUGCUAAGACUUCUCGUGGAGCAGCAACCAGCCUGUGGCCAUGGCGGCCCGGCGGCCCGACGUUCCCGCUAUUGAGCACAGCUCUGGAGGGCUUCUAGGAAAGAUGUCCCUGCCGAUCGGCAUGCACCGGCGGGCGUUCAGUUAUGACGAUGCCCUGGAGGACACGGCACCGAUGACUCCUCCCCCUUCAGAUAUGGGCUCCAAUGUCCUGUGGAAACAGCCAGUCAUCCCAGAGCGCAAGUACCAGGAGCUGUCACAGGUUGAGGAAGGGGAGACUAACAGUUACCUGCCUGUCAUAACCCCUUCAUCUUCUACUGAGAAUGUGAACAAGGCCCCUGUGGUGAAGGCCAAGGCCACUUACAUCAUCAUGAAUUCUCUCAUUACAAAGCAGACUCAGGAGAGCAUGCAGCGCUUUGAGCAGCAGGCAGGGCUGACUGAUGCUGGAUACACUCCCCACAAGGGCCUCACAGCAGAGGAGACCAAGUACCACCGCGUGGCCGAGGCGCUUCAUAAGCUGAAGGUGCAGAGCGGAGGGGCAGCUGCCAGAGAUGACUGUCAAGCUUCCUCCACGCAGUCCUCUCCCAGCAACACUCCCCAUUGCUCCCCCAAGCACAAGAACCGAGGCUGGUUUAGCCAGGCCCCCUGCACCGCCAUCCCUGGCCCAGACUUUGUCUCCAUGGAUCCCGCUGGGGGUGACCGAGACCGUGUAGCUGCUGAGAAAUGGAGCUUCUUUGGACCCAAGUCUGUGCAGAAGCCCAGCUGUGACCCAGGGGGCUUCACUGUCCAGCCAUACAAGGGUGCCCAAAAGCCGUCCCCAAUGGAGCUGAUCCGUGCCCAGGCCACUCGCAAGGCAGAGGACCCAGUUACCUUCAAGCCACCCAAGAUGGACAUCCCAGCCCUGGAAGGGAAGAAACAGCCCCCUCGGCCGCACAACCUAAAGCCCCGGGACAUGAAUGUGCUCACGCCCACAGGCUUCUAGGUGCACAGGAUGCACCAAACUGCAGUGUCCUUCCAGCUCGGCCCUGGGGAAGCAGCAGCCCCUGCUCUCCAGGGGCAAAUCCAAAAUCUGUUUCCUUUCUAGAGAAAGCUUCUGUCUUGGCAUUAAAGCCACAGAGAUCCUCUGCACUUUGCAUUGGAGCCCUGCUUCUCCAUAGAGCAGGGGACCCCAGGGAGAUGCACACUCCCUCCCUGCCCCCCAAAACCACACCUGGUGGGAAGCUUUGGACUC